Molecule: messenger RNA, 2929 nt
Organism: Crotalus tigris (Tiger rattlesnake)
Lineage: Eukaryota; Metazoa; Chordata; Lepidosauria; Squamata; Viperidae
Gene: STX17
Product: syntaxin 17
Exons: 9
Coding region: 237-1148 (303 amino acids)
Biological process (GO): vesicle fusion; exocytosis; intracellular protein transport
Cellular component (GO): endomembrane system; autophagosome membrane; plasma membrane
Molecular function (GO): SNARE binding; SNAP receptor activity
Source: RefSeq, a predicted model, not a curated record
GCGAAGCGGGGCCGCAGCCGGAGGGGCCGCCGGGGGAAGGACGAGGAGGCGGAGGCGAGGUUUUACUCGGAACACCGGACGCCGGACACUGCAGUGCAGAAAGGACACUAACCAACUGGAGGGAGGUCAGCGAAGGUCCUCAAGAGCGGGAAGGACCUGGAAACGGGUCCUUUGAAGAAAAGGGAAAAGACCUGGGUAACAAAAGCGCCACCCCGUGCUGGAUUAAACCACCAACCAUGUCUAAAGAUGAAGAAAAAGUUAAUUUGCGUCGCCUGGAGCCUGCCAUCCAGAAGUUUAUUAAAGUUGCCAUUCCCACAGAUCUGGAGCGGUUAAGAAAACAUCAGAUAAAUAUUGAGAAGUAUCAGAGGUGCAGACUGUGGGACAAACUGCAUGAAGAACAUAUCAAUGCUGGCCGUACCGUUCAGCAGCUGCGAGCAAAUAUCCGAGAGAUGGAGAACCUUUGUUCCCGAGUACGAAAGGAAGAUACUCUGACUUUGCAGAGAAUGAUUGAUCCUGUGAAAGUGGAUGCUUCGUUGGCCGUUCAAGAAUUUUUACAGCUGCAUUCGGAGUCCGCCGAAGUGCUGAAAAGACAAUUCAUAGAGCAGGAGUCUGCCUCAUCGGCUGCUUUGACCCGCUCUACCACUAUCGGAGCAGAAACCUUUUCUGAUGCUGAAGACGGAGAAAAUUCCCCUAGCCAGAUUUUUGCCCCGUUGCCAGAAAUCCCCCAGGAUCAAAACGCUGCGGAAUCCUGGGAGGUGUUAGAAGAGGACCUGAUUGAACUUAGCACUCUGGUGACUGAGUUUUCGCUGCUUGUUAACACCCAGCAGGAGAAGGUGGACCGGAUCGAAGAGAACGUCUGCAAUGCCGUCGCCAACGUGGAAGAGGGGACCAGGAACUUAUCCAAGGCUGCCACCUACAAGCUGGCCGCUCUCCCCGUGGCCGGCGCCCUCCUUGGGGGAAUCGUGGGGGGGCCGAUCGGGCUCCUGGCCGGCUUUAAAGUGGCGGGACUGGCGGCGGCGUUGGGCGGCGGCGUGCUGGGCUUCACGGGAGGGAAACUCAUCCAGAGGAAGAAGCAAAGGAUGAUCAAGGAUCUUUCCUCCGCCAGCUGCCCGGAUCUGCCCCGGCCCACCGACCAAGGGGGCAGCUGAGCACGGAGCUGAAGCCGUCCAGACUGGUAUCGCGGCUGCCCUUGCUUUGGAUCUUCUUCUUCUCCUCCUCCUGCUCCUGCUGGAAAUUUUUUUCCUGUUGAGAACGUGAAAGGGACACGAUUCACUCUGGAAUCAGUUCUGGACUUGCACCAGAGGGAUUUGCAAGCCUGGCACGCUCCGGGGCGCCUCGCCUGCCGGUUACACACGGCGAAAACGGUGUGCGCCGAAGGAACGCCUCUUAACCUGUUGUCCUUGCUCCUUCAGGGACUGUUCACAGUGUUCACCGAAUGCCUUUUUCUUUUUCCUCCAGGUAAAAUGGAGAGGAUGCCCACAGGUAGCAGUUUUAGCCUCUGAAAAAGCUUUUUUUCAGCUCCAGUGCACAAAUCGUGGUUUGUUUGUUUUUUACACCUGUCGGGUCUUUUUUAAUGCUUCUGGCUUCUCUGGCGGAAUCGGCUCGCGGUGGGAGAUGGGGGUUCGUGGUGGGAGAUUGGGGCUCCCGGCAGGAUAGACCUGCGGAGGUCAGGUGAAGAGGGGCUGAGAUUUUCUGCCCUGGGGAGGGGUCUGUUGUUUGCAAAUUUUAAUUUUCUGGACAGGAGAGUCGGCGUCUACCUCUCGUUUUAAAAGUGCCGUGGUCUGGAAAAGUCCGAACGGGCUAUUUGGGAGGCACAUUCUCUGCUUGUUGCUUAUCGGAUGUCUGGAACAGUUAUGUUUCUGAACUGCGGCAACUUUCAGAGGAGUGGACUUCAACUCCCAGAAUGCCACAGCCGACGAAGCUGACUGGGGAUGUCUGGGAGUUGAAGUCCACUCACCUGAAAGUUUACCAAUUUGUUGGAGAAUGCUGGGAAUGGAAGCCCACAAUCUGGAAAAAGGGGAAACAUUGCUCUAGAACAGAGGUGGGAAAUGAUGGCUCCCUUUAUGACUUGUGGACUUCAACUCCCAGAAUUCCUGAGUCAGCAAAGAAUUCUGGGAGUUGAAGUCCACUCAUCUGAAAGUUGACCAAUUCAUUGGAGAAUGCUGGGAAUGGAAGCCCAUACAUCUGGAAAGAGGGAAACAUUGCUCUAGGUGGGGAAGAUGGCUCCCUUUAUGACUUGUGGACUUCAACUCCCAGAAUUCCUGAGUCAGCAAGGAAUUCUGGGAGUUGAAGUCCACUCAUCUGGAAGUUGACCAAUUCAUUGGAGAAUGCUGGGAAUGGAAGCCCAUACAUCUGGAAAGUGGGAAACACGGCUCUAGAACAGAGGUGGGUUGUGAUGGCCCCCUUUAUGACUUGUGGACUUCAACUCCCAGAAUCCCUGAGUCAGCAAGGAAUUCUGGGUGUUGAAGUCCACAAGCCACAAAAGGCGUCCGCAAGUCAUAAACGCCGUUGUUUCUUCCUGCUCUAGAAUAUAAGACGUCAAAAAUGAUUUGGUUCCAUGCCAACUGAAGUCUAAAUGUGGAAACAAUUAGUUUGGAAAGGUGUGUGCGAAUUAAACAACUGGGGACCUGUGUUGGUUGGUUCAAAAGAGCAGCAUUGCUACGACAACUCCUGUUUUUUCCUCUUUGCACAAAUACGACAGCAACUCGUCAACAUUUUGCGAAGCCCCCAGUGUCGGGGAUUUAAAAAAAAGAAAAAUUACCUAUUUGAAGUAUUUGAAAAUGUCUUCAGGACAUGUUUUUACCUGGCGUGUUGGGUGCCAUCUUUUAAGUGGGGCAAAAACGCUUCUAUGGGGUUGUUUGUACGAACACUGGGUGCCUGCGCAUCCUCCGAUGAAUAAAAAGGGUUUUAAAAAAGAAGUUUUAAAAAA